Messenger RNA from Rhopalosiphum padi (bird cherry-oat aphid), 2276 nucleotides. RefSeq names its product organic cation/carnitine transporter 2-like. The record is from RefSeq and is a predicted model, not a curated record. NCBI's taxonomy places the organism in Eukaryota, Metazoa, Arthropoda, Insecta, Hemiptera, Aphididae. Gene Ontology annotation, cellular component: membrane. Gene Ontology annotation, molecular function: transmembrane transporter activity. The coding region runs from base 213 to 1832 and encodes 539 amino acids. Gene Ontology annotation, biological process: transmembrane transport. The transcript has 10 exons.
GUUCCACCACGAGCAGCAGCUAUCGCGCGAACUCUUACAUUGAUGCACUCGUCGUCGUACACUAUAUAGGAAUAUUAAAUUAUAUGCGUGUCUAUUAGUCGUUCACGACCGUUCAUACGACGUUUUCCGCGUCCAAAAACUAUAUUUUCUAUCGUCCGAAUUUUUUCGAUUUGAGCGUACUAUUACUUUGUUUCUCCGUGAAAAUCAGAACAAUGAACAUCGACAGCGUGCUUGUCACUGUGGGAAUGGGCCGUUACCAGUUUGCAGGGUGCGUGCUUUUCGGCUUCAUGAUAAUGUAUUCGAACGUGUCGCCAGUUACCUACGUCUUCACCGCUGGUGAUUUGAAAUACAGAUGCGCGAUACCGGGAUGUGACUCACCAGACCCGGCUGAACGAACUUACGAACCAGAAUGGUUGAGAUUCACUACGCCUUAUCGGGAAGACACGGAACUGCCGCGCAAAUGUAAGCGGUACUCCAGGAAUCCAGCUAACAGUUCACAGUGCACCCAAGGUGACUUCGACAGAAAUACGAUGGAAUUAUGCAGUGACGGAUGGGUGUUUGAAGAUAACGAGAACACAAUCGGCACGGAAUUUGGACUUAUGUGCGAGGAAAAGAAAUGGAAGCUGUCGAUGGUGGGCACAGUCAACAACUUCGGUCAGUUUAUCGGCAUACCUGUAUCUGGAAUCAUCGCAGACAAGUUUGGUCGAAAGUUUGCUAUGGUUUUUUGUGCUGUUACAUCGGCCAUAAUAUGUAUUAUUCAAUCGUUUUCUGUCAAUUACCAGAUGUUCCUGGUUUUAGAAUUGUUGUCUUCCAUCGUUUCUAGCGGUGUUUAUACAGUCACUUUCGUAUUAGCAAUGGAAUUGGUGCUACCUAAUCACCGAGUACUAUACUAUUCAAUUCUGGAAUGUUUCUAUCCAAUUGGUGCCAUACUGGUGGCUUUUAUCGCCAGUUUAGUGAAAGACUGGAGACUUUUGUUGCAGAUAGCCAACAUCCCGGGAUUGCUGUUCUUGUCAUAUUUUUGGCUUACGGAAGAAUCGAUGAGAUGGUUGGAAAUGCAAGGCAAACACGACAGAGUGAUGGAUGUGCUCAAGAGAAUAGCGGGUAUUAAUAAAAAGUCUUUGCCUGUACUGACUUCUAAUGCACAAAUAGAGACGAUAAAUUACGACGACGAAAGCGAUGCAAAGUACGUCAAUAUUUUAAAAGACGUAAUUGGCUCUCCGACAAUAUUAUGUAGGCUGAUCAGAUGUUCACUUGUGUGGAUAGCGAUAACGUUAGUGUACUAUGGGCUGACAAUAUGUGCAACUGACAUUGCAGGAGACAAGUAUCUAAACUUCUCGUUGGCUUCAUUCGUUGAGAUACCGGCCUGCUUGUUGAAUUGGUUGAUUAUGGAAGGAAUGUCCCGAAAAAUGUCGUUGUCCUGUAUGUUUAUCUUAAGUGGUUUUACCAGUGUCCUAUACAACUUAGUGCCGGACUCAUUACUUCUGAUAAAGUUAUUGAUAUUCUUGAUUAGUAAACUCGCAAUAUCAAUCGCAUUUUGCAUAAUUUACAUGCUGACUGUAGAGAUAUUUCCAACCAGGAUGCGAGCGACCCUGUUAUCCGUGUGCUCUAUGAUCGGUCGGAUUGGAUCCAUGUUGGCACCACAGACCACGCUGUUGGCGGAAUACUUUGGCAAUUAUGUGACGAUGCUCGUGUUUGGUGCGACGGCACUAGUGGCAGCCGCGAUCACCAUGACUCUUCCGGAAAGCAAAAACAUCAAGUUGCCCGACACGGUCGUCGAAGCUGAACGGAUCGGGAUAGACCGCCUGCUACCCGAAAACAUCGAAAACUCUUAAUCUUACAAUAAUUCAUAAUUAUUAAUAAUAAUAUUUUUAUACGCACGCUCGAAAUGAUUUUAUAAUGUGCGCGGAACGUCCCCGAACGCCACAAGUACAGUGGUUUUCGCGAAGAUUUUAAAAUGUAUACUCUAUAAAUAGUAUAUUGUUUAUAUGCGGCGUUUUUAGUUAGCUUGUUGUUUCGGGACCACUCUAUAUACGUAAUAAUAAAUUUGUUACUUCUCUCUGCAGCUCAUCGUCAUAGAUGUUUCGACGUCUCGUGCACACAUAAUUUACCAAUAGCGCGAAAGGUACCAUUGGAAAAUGUGAGGAACCGAUAAUGAGACCGGUGAUCUAUCUGUGCACCUCGCCAAAUCGAUAAUCCAAAAAUAAUGCAAUGAUCUUUCAAUUCAUUUUCUUGAUCGGAGAACUAUUGCUUUCGAAAUACAUCAUUAUUCUUAUUUA